Microstroma glucosiphilum is the source of this 909-nucleotide messenger RNA. Its product is annotated as oxidoreductase. NCBI's taxonomy places the organism in Eukaryota, Fungi, Basidiomycota, Exobasidiomycetes, Microstromatales, Microstromataceae. Bases 1 to 909 code for a protein of 302 amino acids. The record is from RefSeq and is a predicted model, not a curated record. The transcript has a single exon.
AUGCUCGUCUUUGUACUUGGCGCCACUGGCGGUAUAGGCCAAAUGCUCUUGCCCGAGCUCGUCCAGCAUGGACAUCAGGUGCUUGCCCUCGCGAGAUCAGACGCGUCUGCCGCAAAGAUCAAGACCUUGGGAGCUGACGUGGUACAUGGAGAUCUUUCGGAUGCUAGACUGCUCUCCGACAGUGCCAGCAGGGCCGAUGCUGUGAUCAAUCUAGCCUUCGACGCCUCGAGCCAGGCUGGCAUGGUCGAAGCCGCCAUGCAAGAAGCCCGCGCCAUCGAAACUCUCGGUGCAGCACUCGUGGGUACACAGAAGCCGCUACUGGUAUCGAAUGGAGCCCUCACCUAUGCCUUCUCGGGCUCUGCUGGCCUUAUAGACGAGGACUCACCCUGGCCUGUCGGAGGCGAGAUGAAUCCUCGAGCUUCUGGUCUCAAGGCUGCACAAGCUCUUGCUGCUCGAGAUGUCUUUGUCGCGACCUUUUUCUUUCCUCCGUCUUGUCACAGAGCCGGUGAGACGGGCCUGAUCCCCAUCUUGAUGGAUCACGCAAGGAAGAAUGGAUUUGUCCCCUACGUAGGAGACGGCUCUCAACGCUGGCCUGCCACACAUCUUCAAGACAUUGCUACUUUGUUAAGACUACUCAUCGAGGCUCCCGCGGGCCAGCGGCCCUGGAUGAACAAGCUCCACCCCAUCGCGGAAGGUGGGGUCGCAUGGAAGGACAUAUCUACUGCGAUUGGCCAGGCUCUGGACUUACCAACGAGGAGUGUCAGCGCACAAGACGCCACGGAUCUCUUUGGGUUUGUCGGCAGGCUCAUCAAUAUUGACGUGCCCGUCAGCUCCACGCAGACAAAGGCAGCCUUCCAAUGGCAGCCAAAAGGUCCUUCAUUGUGCCAGGACAUCGAACAAAACUAUUGA